Messenger RNA from Symsagittifera roscoffensis, 664 nucleotides. RefSeq names its product apolipoprotein D-like. Bases 50 to 613 code for a protein of 187 amino acids. The transcript is spliced from 2 exons. NCBI's taxonomy places the organism in Eukaryota, Metazoa, Xenacoelomorpha, Acoela, Convolutidae. The record is from RefSeq and is a predicted model, not a curated record. Gene Ontology annotation, cellular component: cytoplasm. Gene Ontology annotation, biological process: response to reactive oxygen species; lipid metabolic process.
UUCAAACUGAAAUCUUAACUCAACAAAUUUGAUCAAAUAUCGACCCACAAUGUGGCAAUUGUGCUGCUUCGUUUUGAUUUAUGUUCCGUUGGUUUCUGGAAGGUACCAUUGGUCCAUAUGUCCGGAUGUAGAACCUCUGGCUGAAGUAAAUACAACUGACUUGGAGGGGCUCUGGUUCGAGAUUGAGAAGUUCGACUUGUAUUACGAGCGCAGACUUGCAAGAUGUACCAUUUUGAGGCUGUCUAUGGACAACGAAACGCGAGAUGUGCACCCGACCUUGAAGUUCAAAAAAUUUGGCAAGGAACGAAAUGGUUACCAUACCAUUCAGGGGUCACUCAUUCACAUGGGUCAGCCGAGAGGGAGAUUCUUGGGAAACCUGUGGAGAAGCCAAGACAUCUUUGGCAGAGUGUUUGACCUCAGUCUAAUGGCAUUCGAGCCGAAUGAGUACAUGUUGUUCUACGAGUGUACUUCGUUCGGCUUCGAAAAUAUGUGGAUCUACAGCCGGAACCGAUAUCUCUCCUUUGAGACUAGAGAAAAACUUACCAAGAUGAUGGUGGAUUUGGAAGUGGACAUGAGAGGCGUGAUCAUAACCGAUCAAGCGAAUUGUCCUUAACUCUCAAAUGAUCUGGCAGCUAAAAUGUAAACUAGUACUGUGAACAAAUAA